AUGGAAUUAGCACCUUCUGGCAAUCUUCGUUCUUAUUUAGAGAAAAACUCUAAAACAAUGACAUGGAAGAAAAAAGUAGAAGCAUUAUUAGACAUUAUUAUAGGGCUUGAUUUUCUGCAUGAAAGAGGUGUAGUUCAUCGGGAUUUUCAUUUAGGAAAUCUUUUGGUAGGUUAUGAAGGUGUAAUAUUUAUCACAGAUAUUGGCCAAUGCGUGUCAGCGGAUGAAUCUUCUAGCACAGAUAUUGGAGUACUUCAUUAUUAUGAAAAAGACCUUAUAUUAGAAAGAAUGAAUGGUUUGCAACCUAGAAUUCCACAUUAUGUCCCAGAGCAGCUUACUAAAUUAAUUAAAGAAUGUUGGAAUAUUGAUAGCAAAAAAAGGCCAACUUCUGAAAAGCUGCACCGCACUAUAAAAUCUUGGAAUACAUGUAAUGAUUUUGACUCUGAAUUUAUUGAAGCUGAAAAAAAGAGUCAAAGUCUAGAUUUGUUAGAAAUUGAUUUCUAA
Molecule: messenger RNA, 501 nt
Organism: Dentiscutata heterogama
Lineage: Eukaryota; Fungi; Glomeromycota; Glomeromycetes; Diversisporales; Gigasporaceae
Source: the annotation of a GenBank genome assembly